GCAUUUUGGAACUGGGUGGAAAACUAUCCGGAUGAAUUUACUAAGCUAUACCAGACACCACAGACAGAUCUGUCAGAUUGUGCAGAGAAGCUGUUUGAUUUGGUAGAUGGAUUUGCUGAAAGCACGAAACGCAAAGCAGCUGUUUGGCCCUUGCAAAUUAUCCUCCUCGUCCUUUGUCCAGAAAUCAUCCAAGACAUUGCGAAGGAUUUAGUAGAGGAAAACAAAAUGAACAAGAAACAAUUCUUGGACAACCUCAGGAAGGCGCUGGCGGGCCACAGCGGAAGUAGGCAGCUAACUGAAAGUGCAGCCAUCGCUUGUGUAAAAUUGUGCAAAGCAUCAACAUACAUCAGCUGGGAAGACAAUUCAGUGAUUUUUCUUCUAGUGCAGUCCAUGGUAGUAGAUCUCAAGAACCUGCUCUUCAACCCUAGCAAGCCUUUCUCCAGAGGCAACCAGAAUGCAGACAUAGACCUCAUGAUCGACUGCUUAGUGUCCUGCUUCCGAAUCAACCCCCACAAUAACCAACACUUCAAGACUUGCCUGGCACAGAAUUCCCCAUCCACGUUUCAUUAUGUGCUGGUAAAUUCACUCCACCGCAUAAUUACAAAUUCUGCAUUAGAUUGGUGGCCCAAGAUUGAUGCUGUCUAUUGUCAUUCCGUGGAACUCCGCAGCAUGUUCAGUGAAACUCUCCAUAAAGCUUUACAGGGCUCUGGUGUGCAUACCCCAAUCCGUAUGACCCCGAGUCUUACAUUUAAAGAGAAAAUGACAAGCCUGAAGUUUAAAGAAAAACCUACAGAUGUUGAAACCAGAAGUUAUAAAGUUUUGUUGUUAUCUAUUGUAAAACUGAUCCACGCUGACCCAAAACUCUUACUCUACAAUCCAAAGAAACAGGGGCCUGACACCCAAGGAAGCACGGCUGAACUCAUAACGGGCCUUGUCCAGCUUGUCCCACAAGCCAGUAUGCCAGAAAUAGCACAAGAGGCCAUGGAGGCCUUGCUUGUGCUUCAUCAAUUAGACAGCAUUGACUUGUGGAACCCUGAUGCACCCAUCGAAACGUUCUGGGAAAUCAGUUCACAAAUGCUAUUUUGUAUAUGCAAGAGACUAACGAGCAAUCAGAUUCUCAGCAGCACGGAAAUCCUCAAAUGGUUGCGAGAGAUUUUGAUCUGCAGGAACAAAUUUCUUCUGAAAAACAAACAGUCAGAUAGAAGCUCCUGCCCUUUUCUCUUCCUUUACGGGGUAGGAUGUGAUGUCUCUGGAGGUGGAGCUAAUCAAAUUUCUCUUGACCACGAAGAGAUGAUGCGCUGUAUCCCAGGAGCUCCGCUCAGGAAGGGCAAAGGAAGUUUCUGCAUGGAAAGCACCGUAGGCUGCAGUGGGACACCAAUAUGUCGCCAAGCCCAGACCAAGUUGGAGGUUGCCUUGUAUAUGUCUCUCUGGAGCCCUGACACCGAGGCAGUGCUUGUGGCAAUGUCCUGUUUCCGACAUCUCUGCGAGGAAGCAGAUAUCAGGUGUGGAGUAGAUGAGGUGUCAGUUCACAACUUCUUGCCCAACUAUAAUACCUUUAUGGAGUUUGCUUCUGUGAGCAAUAUGAUGUCUACAGGAAGAACGGCUCUUCAGAAGAGAGUGAUGGCCCUGCUCAGGCGUAUUGAACAUCCAACAGCAGGUAACACGGAGGCUUGGGAAGAUACACAUUUUAAAUGGGAGGCGGCUACAAAAUUGAUCCUCAACUAUCCAAAGACUAAGAUGGAAGAUGGCCAGGUUGCUGAAAGCCUUCACAAGACAAUCGUCAAGAGGCGGAUGUCCCAUGUCAGCGGUGGAGGCUCCAUAGACCUGUCCGACACAGACUCUUUGCAAGAGUGGAUCAACAUGACCGGCUUUCUGUGCGCCCUGGGCGGAGUGUGCUUGCAGCAUCGCGGCAACACGCCCUUUCCAUCCUACAGUCCCCCCAUGGGCCCUGUGAGCGAGCGGAAAGGCUCCAUGAUCUCCAUGCUGUCGACGGACGGCAACACCGAGACUCCUGUGAGCAAGUUCAUGGAUCGCUUGUUGUCCCUGAUGGUCUGCACCCACGAGAAAGUGGGCCUGCAGAUACGGACCAACAUUAAGGACCUCGUCGGCCUGGAGCUGAGCCCUGCCCUCUACCCAACGCUUUUCAACAAAUUAAAGAACAACAUCAGCAAGUUCUUCGACUCGCAAGGGCAGGUCUUAUUAAACGAUACCAAUACCCAGUUUGUGGAGCAGACCAUCGCGAUCAUGAAGAACCUGCUUGAUAACCACACCGAAGGCAGCUCGGAACACCUUGGGCAAGCCAGGAUUGAGACCAUGAUGCUGAAUCUAGUUAGAUACGUGCGUGUCCUUGGGAACCUGGUGCAUGCAAUUCAGAUCAAAACCAAACUCUGCCAACUUGUGAAGGUAAUGAUGGAGAGGCGAGACGAUCUGUCCUUCUGUCAAGAAAUGAAAUUCAGGAACAAGAUGGUGGAAUACUUGACCGACUGGGUUAUGGGAACAUCCAACCAGGCUACAGAUGAGGAUGUGAAAUGUCUGACAAGAGACUUGGACCAGGCAAGCAUGGAAGCUGUUGUCUCUCUUCUGGCCGGGCUUCCACUUCAACCAGAAGAAGGAGAUGGAGUUGAAUUGAUGGAAGCUAAAUCCCAACUAUUCCUCAAGUACUUCACCCUGUUUAUGAACCUCCUUAAUGACUGCAGUGAAGUGGAAGAUGAGAGUGCACAAACAGGCGGCCGGAAACGUGGGAUGUCUCGAAGAUUGGCUUCCUUGCGGCACUGCACCGUUCUGGCUAUGUCAAACUUGCUCAACGCGAACGUGGAUAGCGGCCUUAUGCACUCUAUAGGGCUAGGAUAUCACAAAGACCUCCAGACAAGAGCUACAUUUAUGGAGGUCCUCACCAAAAUUCUGCAACAGGGCACUGAGUUUGACACCCUGGCGGAAACGGUGCUGGCAGAUCGGUUUGAAAGAUUGGUGGAGUUGGUCACCAUGAUGGGUGACCAGGGAGAAUUGCCCAUUGCUAUGGCCUUGGCAAAUGUGGUGCCUUGUUCCCAGUGGGAUGAACUAGCUCGUGUCCUCGUCACCCUUUUUGACUCCAGGCACUUGCUUUACCAGCUGCUCUGGAACAUGUUUUCUAAAGAAGUGGAGCUGGCUGACUCCAUGCAGACUCUUUUCAGGGGAAAUAGUCUGGCUAGCAAAAUAAUGACUUUCUGCUUUAAGGUGUACGGUGCAACCUAUCUACAGAAGCUUUUGGAGCCUUUAUUAAGAACUGUAAUUACAUCCCCAGAAUGGCAGCCUGUGAGCUUCGAAGUGGACCCUACAAGAUUGGAAUCCAGUGAAAGCCUGGAUAGUAACCAGCGGAGCCUUCUUCAGAUGACCGAGAAGUUCUUCCAUGCCAUCAUCAACUCUUCCACCGAGUUCCCACCUCAGCUUCGGAGCGUUUGCCACUGUCUCUAUCAGGCAACUUGCCACUCUCUGCUGAAUAAAGCUACGGUAAAAGAAAAAAAGGAAAACAAAAAAGCAGUCGUCAGCCAACGGUUUCCUCAGAAUAGCAUUGGAGCAGUUGGGAGCGCCAUGUUCUUGAGAUUCAUUAAUCCAGCUAUUGUGUCCCCAUAUGAGGCUGGCAUACUGGAUAAGAAGCCUCCACCAAGAAUCGAAAGGGGUCUGAAGUUAAUGUCAAAGGUACUUCAGAGCAUCGCUAACCAUGUCUUGUUUACAAAGGAGGAACACAUGCGGCCUUUUAACGACUUUGUGAAAAGCAAUUUUGAUGCUGCAAGAAGGUUUUUCCUUGACAUUGCCUCAGAUUGUCCAGCUAGUGAUACAGUCAAUCACAGCCUCUCUUUCAUCAGUGAUGGCAACGUGCUUGCACUACAUCGUUUGCUGUGGAACAAUCAAGAGAAGAUUGGGCAGUACCUUUCCAGCAACAGGGACCACAAGGCUGUUGGAAGGCGACCAUUUGACAAGAUGGCAACUUUGCUUGCAUACCUGGGUCCUCCUGAACACAAACCAGUGGCAGACACGCAGUGGUCCAGUAUAAACCUCACUAGUUCCAAGUUUGAGGAAUUUAUGACAAGGCACCAAGUACACGAGAAAGAAGAAUUCAAAGCCUUGAAAACCCUCAACAUUUUUUACCAAGCUGGGACGACAAAAGCCGGCAACCCUGUCUUCUAUUACAUUGCUCGCCGGUAA
Molecule: messenger RNA, 4182 nt
Organism: Protobothrops mucrosquamatus (brown spotted pit viper)
Lineage: Eukaryota; Metazoa; Chordata; Lepidosauria; Squamata; Viperidae
Product: neurofibromin
Exons: 30
Biological process (GO): regulation of GTPase activity
Source: RefSeq, a predicted model, not a curated record